Molecule: messenger RNA, 1904 nt
Organism: Volvox carteri f. nagariensis
Lineage: Eukaryota; Viridiplantae; Chlorophyta; Chlorophyceae; Chlamydomonadales; Volvocaceae
Exons: 10
Coding region: 62-1450 (462 amino acids)
Biological process (GO): phenylacetate catabolic process; fatty acid beta-oxidation
Cellular component (GO): peroxisome
Molecular function (GO): acetyl-CoA C-acyltransferase activity
Source: RefSeq, a predicted model, not a curated record
AGACAAUCCAGUGCAUCUUAUUCCAUUUUGUUUGACUACUCCUCGACCAAACGUUCCCACAAUGGACACCACUGCCUUUGCACAAGUCCGCCUGUCGGUUCUGGCUAAGCACAUUUGCCCGGUUCCGAACGGUGUGCAAGGCCUGUCCCUGCAGGGAUGUUCGGCGGGAGAUUCAGCUGCCUAUGAGCGCCACAACACCGCCGAUGACGAUGUCGUCAUUGUUGCGGCGCUUCGCACCCCGUUGACGAAGGCUCGGCGCGGCGGUCUCAAGGACACGGAUGCCGUGGAUCUGCUUGCGACAGUGUUUAAGGCGGUUUUGGACCGGACCGGCGUCGAGCCCCAGGCCAUUGGUGACAUCGUCAUCGGCUCUGUUCUGGGUCCUUCAUCUCAGCGUGCAAACGAGUGCCGCAUCGCGUCUUUUUUUGCUGGUAUCCCGGAAACCGUGCCGGUGCGCACUGUGAACAGGCAAUGCUCCUCGGGUCUGCAGGCCAUCGCGGAUGUCGCAGCUGCCAUCCGCGCCGGCUUCUACACGGUUGGUCUUGCGGGCGGUGUGGAGACCAUGUCACUCAACCCGAUGGCGUGGGAGGGCGGCAUCAACCCUCGCAUUGAGAACUUCCCAGGUGCUCAGGGCUGCAUGAUGCCGAUGGGCGUGACUUCGGAAAAUGUGGCGGCCAAGUUUGGCAUUGAUCGCAAGAGCCAGGAUGAAUUUGCAGUGCGCUCUCAUCGCAAGGCCGCCGCUGCCAAGGCUGCCGGCAAGUUCAAGGAUGAGAUUGUCCCCGUAUCCACCAAGGUCAAGGACCCGAAGAUGGGAGCGGAGACGCCGGUGGUUGUGUCGGAGGAUGACGGUGUGCGCGGCAGUACCACCGUGGAGUCGCUGAGCGGGCUCAAGCCUGCAUUUAGGAAGAACGGCACCACCACGGCAGGCAACUCGUCUCAGGUGACGGAUGGCGCCGCCGCCGUGCUGAUGAUGACCCGCGCGGAGGCUCAUCGCCGAGGACUGCCGAUUCUGGGUAUUUUCCGCUCCUUUGCGGCCGUUGGGGUGGACCCGUCUAUUAUGGGCAUUGGCCCCGCUGUGGCCAUUCCCGAGGCUGUGGCACGCGCUGGCCUCUCGCUGGACGACAUUGACGUGUACGAGAUCAACGAGGCGUUCGCGUCGCAGGCGUCCUACUGCGUUGCGAAGCUAGGUAUCGACGAGAACAAGGUGAACCCCAACGGUGGCGCCAUUGCUAUGGGUCACCCGCUGGGCGCCACGGGUGCGCGCUGUACGGCUACACUGCUGCACGAGCUGCGCCGUCGUGGUCGUGGGUCGCGUUUUGGCGUCGUAUCGAUGUGCAUCGGCAGCGGCAUGGGUGCUGCAGCGGUGUUCGAGACGGGAGGCGAGGUCGACAAGUUUAUGACGGCGCGGGCCGUUAAGGGCCAGGUCCUCCUUUCGAAGGACGCGGUGGUGUAAAGGGCUGACUGUCGCUUGGGUGCAUGUUUAAUGCUGUUACCUAGCGUGCAGGAUAUGCUUAAUCAUGACACGGGAAGUUCGUUUGUCAUACAACCCGUGGCCACAUUGCGUAGAAAAGUAUUGUUUAAAUGCAGGCUUGAGUGGGUGACUAGGAAUUAUUUGUCGUGUUCCAGGUACUGUCUGGUUUCUGUGCCUUCGUAACUUACCGUUUUGACUUGGCAGCAUCAAGCAUGGCCCCCGUCCUGUCCCAUGGGGCGGCAUAUGGGAUGGGUGGAAAGCGGAAAGGUGUUCACGUAGAGCAUGAUAUGGGUUCAUGCUCGCCGAUUGUGUAGGUUUGUUUAUUGGGCUGGAAGAACAGUAGAUAUGACCUGACCCAUGGGUCAGUGCAUGCCUGAGUGGGCACUGUGCACCCUGGUGCGCCGAUGUUCAUUUACAUGUAAUUUCCUUUUUCUGG